AUGUCGCUUGCCACGGACGACGGGCUGGUGUCAAUCAGUGACGAUGAGCUGAUCGAAGUCCAAGUCACCCGAGCCUCCUCCACGACGAGCAACCGGCCCGCGGCUCCAGGCUCGAUAUUCGACAAUAUCCUCAAUCCCCGGGGCAUCACUUCGCGGGCGCGGGCAACCAUGGAGAGCCUGGGCUUCCCCAUGGCCGGCAGCAGCAACUCCAGAAGACCGUCCCAGUCGCACGUCCGACUUCGACCGCCGCACACGCAAUCGACGCUUCCUCGCUCAUGGACCACGACCCCAGACUCGACCGUCAUCGACCUGACAGCAGAGCCAGACUCGCCCGUCGAGCGCCGAAGAACGCAGCCGACACAGACAACGCAGCAGCAGCCAUACAUGCCUGCCAGGAACCCGCGGAGGACGAAUUCCCAGCGGAUAUCGCCGCCGCAAUUAUCCCGGAGCGACAGCACGUUUGUAGGGCAGCAGCCGAGCUUCAUAGAUUUGACCGAAGACUCGCCCGAAGACGAGCAGCGACCGAGUCGAAAUGCCUGGCGACCGCAACCACCGCAGCCACAGCGAAUCCACCGGCAGCACCGCCGACACCACCACCGCGGCCACGACCAUACCACCCAGGAACACCUGCUCGCUCUGGGCUACAUGCCUCACGGCCAAGACUUUGGCAUAGAAUCCUUUCGGAGAUUAGCCGGCCUCAUCACCGGCGAUAUGAGCCUCCCAAACUCGUUCAACUCCGCGCACAUUCCUUCGUCGUCAUCAUCGCAGCAGCAACAAGAGCCACCAAAGCCCCCUCUGGAGCCUCUGCCUCCUGCGAAGCCGGGCUUCACUCGAGAUACAUGCACCGACGCCGACAGCGAGCAGGUGGUGAUAUGUCCUGCGUGCAACGAGGAGCUCGCCUACGACCCUGCGGAUUCACCGGCCACGCCGUCCAAGAAGAGGAAGAGGGUUGCUGGAGAGCAUCAUUUCUGGGCACUGAAGAAAUGCGGUCACGUCUAUUGUUCCGAUUGCUUCGAAAACAGAAGACCGACCAAAUCCACCCCCGACGGCGUAGGCUUUCCCUUCUUAAACAAGGAAGCUGCUGGCCCUAAUGACAUACGCUGCGCUGUGGAAGGGUGCGAGACAAAGGUGGCUUCAAAGACCGAAUGGGUUGGCAUAUAUCUCUAA
Messenger RNA from Trichoderma asperellum CBS 433.97, 1167 nucleotides. RefSeq lists its product as uncharacterized. Lineage: Eukaryota; Fungi; Ascomycota; Sordariomycetes; Hypocreales; Hypocreaceae. The record is from RefSeq and is a predicted model, not a curated record. Gene Ontology annotation, cellular component: SUMO-targeted ubiquitin ligase complex. Gene Ontology annotation, molecular function: ubiquitin-protein transferase activity.